AUGGACGUGGAUAGUGGCUUCACCAUUAAAGGACCUGUCCCUAAUCCAGUCAAGGUGAGCAGGGCAAGCCUGGCCCUUGUGGCCUGCGGUGUUGGAGCACUUGUGGGCCUGUCAAUAGCAGCAGUGGUGCUCUUUGCUUUUAUCAUCACUGUCUGUGUUCUCUGUUAUCUGUUUAUCAGCACGAAGCCACGUAGCAAACUGGAUACUGGUUUAAGCUUACAGAUGGCAGACAAGCCCAAAGUCCUUGGCCACUCCUCACAAGACAUGCCUUGCAGCCCUUUCACCAGUUUUGUUGCCCUCUUCUGGACACAUUCCAGAUCCUUAACAUCCUUCUUCAGUUGUGGGGCCCAGAACUGCACACAGUACUCAAGGAUGACCUGUGACUGUGAGCCACAAGAACCUGACUCACUCUUCCAGAGGUGUUUCCUGGCUAUUACAGCUGCCGAUAACCAGAAGCCCAUGUGA
Molecule: messenger RNA, 465 nt
Organism: Apaloderma vittatum (bar-tailed trogon)
Lineage: Eukaryota; Metazoa; Chordata; Aves; Trogoniformes; Trogonidae
Gene: SHISAL2A
Product: family with sequence similarity 159, member A
Exons: 4
Coding region: 1-465 (154 amino acids)
Source: RefSeq, a predicted model, not a curated record